Molecule: messenger RNA, 2721 nt
Organism: Nomascus leucogenys (northern white-cheeked gibbon)
Lineage: Eukaryota; Metazoa; Chordata; Mammalia; Primates; Hylobatidae
Gene: NACA
Product: nascent polypeptide associated complex subunit alpha
Biological process (GO): protein targeting to membrane
Cellular component (GO): cytoplasm; nascent polypeptide-associated complex
Source: RefSeq, a predicted model, not a curated record
UCCCAGCUACUCUGGAGGCUGAGACAAGAGAAUCCCUUGAACCCGGGAGGCCGAGGUUGCAGUAAGCCGAGAUCGCGCCACUGCACUCCAGCCUGGGCGACAGAGCGAGACUCCACCUCAAAAAAUAAAUAAAUAAAAUAGUGUUGACUGGUUUAGCUAAUUCAGGUACAGCAAAUAUUUGUUGAGUUCUUUUGUAGGGCUGUGGGAAGAUAUGGGAGCCUUUUCAUUAACACAACACUGAUUUUACAUUCUACUUUUCAAAAAUACAGUGGUACAAAGCAUGGUUUAAGGUGGGGUCCCAGACACCUAGAAUGAAUAAGCUUAGAAUAUCCAAGAAGUGCCAGGGGCGGUAGCUCACGCCUGUAAUCCCAGCACUUUGGGAGGCUGAGGCAGGCGGAUCACCUGAAGUCAGGAGGAGAGCAGCCUGGCCAACAUGGAGAAACCCCGUCUCUACUAAAAAUACAAAAAAUAGCCUGGCGUGGUGGCGCAUGCCUGUAAUCCCAGCUACCCGGGAGGCUGAGGCAGGAAAAUCGCUUGACCCGGGAAGGGGAGGUUGCGGUGAGCCGAGAUCGCGCCUUUGCACCCCAGCCUGGGCAAUAAGAGCGAGACUGUCUCAAAAACAAAACAAACAGGCCGGGCAUGGCGGCUCACGCCUGUAAUCCCAACACUUUGGGAGGCCGAGGCAGGCGGAUUACCUGAGGUCAGGAGUUCAAGACCAGCCUGGCCAACAUGGUGAAACCCGUCUCUACUAAAAAUACAAAAAUUACCCGGGGGUGGUGGCACACACCUGUAAUCCCAGCUACUCGGGAGUCAGGCGGGACAACUGCUUGAGCCCGGGAGGCAGAGAUUGCAGUGAGCCGAGAUCCUGCCACUGCACUCCAGCCUGGCCGACAGAGCGACUCUCUCAAAAAAAAAAAAGAAUAUCCAAGAAGUGCCCAAAAUAGCAAGCAAAGGAAUUGUAUAUGUGCCUAUGUUCUUUUUUUCUGGGAAGGAGAAUCUGCAGCUUUAUAAUUUCAACAUUGGCCUAAAUUGUCGUGAACCUAAAACAAUCAAAAGGGCCAGAAUGUAUUUAAAGAGUUUAUUCAAGGGCAGUGUGAGGAUGGACCAACCAGAAAACCAACUCCAAAGAAUGGAGUCAGCCUUCAGAAGUAGAGAAGUUACGAUUUCAUUUAUUUAGGCAGACAGAGGAGUUUUUAGCUGGAUUACGUUAUCCAUACAAGGUUGGAACAUAAUUACAGAAUUUGGUUACGAGCAGUGUUUUUUUUGGGGGGGCGGGGGUACAGCUAACAUUGUUUUACGGAGAGUUUAACACUCAUGAGUUGCUGUCAUCUGGUGACAUCGUUUGAGUCUAGUCAUUGAACAGAACAAGAAAAAUAAAUCGAAUUAAAUUUAAAAUCUGAAGUUAUAUGUGACCCAUCACAUCUCUUAAGUUUUAAAAUGGUUGUUUUUUUUUGUUGGUGGUGGGGGAGGGGUGGGGAGGGCCCAGCAGCUUUUAAAUGUUAAUUUUUACAUCAUGUGUUCCAAAAAUAAUUGGUUAGCCUAAGUCACUUCCACCCUCCAAUGUUGUGAAUGAAGUCUCUGUAGCAUUCGCUAUUUAAUGUCUUAUCUUCCUGCACUAUUUGAGAAAUCGCGAGGUCGACUUAAUACCGCAGUCGCCACUUUGCGGACCGGAGGGCGGAGUCUGCUUCGUUCUGAGGACUGCGUGGGUCCGCGCAGAGACCUCCUGCUAGGCCUGCGCGUCCCGUUCUGAAUUCUUACCCUUAUUUAGUCCUUGUCACCACCCCCGCCGUGGGAACGGCCUGGCGGUCACUCGUCAAAGGAAGUGGCUGCCGGCAGCUCUUGACCCGGAAUCGGAUCCUAGUCCCACCCCCUCCGCUCCAGGCUUCUUUCUGCAACAGGCGUGGGUCACGCUCUCGCUCGCUCUCUUUCUGCCGCCAUCUUGGUUCCGCGUUCCCUGCACAAAAUGCCCGGCGAAGCCACAGAAACCGUCCCUGCUACAGAGCAGGAGUUGCCGCAGCCCCAGGCUGAGACAGGGUCUGGAACAGAAUCUGACAGUGAUGAAUCAGUACCAGAGCUUGAAGAACAGGAUUCCACCCAGGCAACCACACAACAAGCCCAGCUGGCGGCAGCAGCUGAAAUUGAUGAAGAACCAGUCAGUAAAGCAAAACAGAGUCGGAGUGAAAAGAAGGCACGGAAGGCUAUGUCCAAACUGGGUCUUCGACAGGUCACAGGAGUUACUAGAGUCACUAUCCGGAAAUCUAAGAAUAUCCUCUUUGUCAUCACAAAACCAGAUGUCUACAAGAGCCCUGCUUCGGAUACUUACAUAGUUUUUGGGGAAGCCAAAAUCGAAGAUUUAUCCCAGCAAGCACAACUAGCAGCUGCUGAGAAAUUCAAAGUUCAAGGUGAAGCUGUCUCAAACAUUCAAGAAAACACACAGACUCCAACUGUACAAGAGGAGAGUGAAGAGGAAGAGGUCGAUGAAACAGGUGUAGAAGUUAAGGACAUAGAACUGGUCAUGUCACAAGCAAAUGUGUCGAGAGCAAAGGCAGUCCGAGCCCUGAAGAACAACAGUAAUGAUAUUGUAAAUGCGAUUAUGGAAUUAACAAUGUAAUCAUCUGAAAGCAACUUUUUUUGGUGUCUCAAAGGAGUAGCUGCAGCUUGGUUUGAAAUUUGUACUGUUUCUAUCAUAAAUAAAGUUAUGGCUUCUUGUUGGAUGAACUC